AGUCUGUUUGUAAAAAAACGGUUUGACUGAUUAAAAUAAAUCACGCGAUUAAGUACAAAACCAAAUUACCAAAUUAGUCUCCAUACAAAUCGGGGGUUAGCCAAUUAUUUUCAUUACUUUUAUUAUGAAUGUAUGAAUGCCAAUUUGCCAAACAUGAUAAAAAAUUACGGUCAUCAGCGGGAUUAUUUAUCCCUUAUCCAAAUUAAUGACGCGUAGUCCGAUAAAUUCCUUUUUUAGUCAACCUUAGUCAAACUUUCACUUUAGUUUUAGCCUUUUCGAUACCAAAUUCAGUCAUGUAUGCGAUUUUAAUAUUGUAAUACAGGACGAAUACAAGUUUAAGAAUCGUUGCACGUGAAAAUCUUUUUUUCAUCUUUUUUUUCCCUUGAUGUUUUCGUCGCCAUUUAUUUUCGCAAAUUCUUUCUUACAUGAUUAAUAUUAAUUUAUCACAUAUUCUUUUAUAAUAAAGACAUAUUGUCAAUAACAACUUCGAAAGAUGUCAUCACUUACGAGUCCUUCAAAAAACCAACAAAAACUUUCAACUUCAGAAAAUGAAUCAUCAAUACGUGAUAUUACACACAUAAGAGUAGAUAACUCCUCUACUCCUUCCUCCUCUCAAAAAUUUUCCCUGCCGCCAACCGAGUAUAAAAAUUCCAAUGUACAUAAUGCCAUGUUGAAAUGUAACCAGGAUUAUGUACAGAAGUCCAAGAUUCUUAUGAGUCUUUUGGUCGACACCUCUUCAAUCCUUAAACUAGUUCGUGAAACUAAUAAACAACGAUGGGAUUUACAUUAUCCUUUUGUUGGUAUUAAAAGUACUCAGACACCCGGUUUAAAAUCUUCGUUGUAUAAUGAUAGAAAUCACAGGUCAAUGAGUAAAUAUAAGCAAAAAGUUAAUGAUCGAUUGCACACUCCUACCGAUAUGUCAUCUUCUCAAGAAUUUAACUCAAAAUUAAAUGUGCUUAAGCUUGAUUUGAAAAGGGGGGACACAUCUUCUGCUGAAACCGUCUUUGAAGACCUGGAUAAAAGCGCAAUCGCAACCCUGUUGGAUGGUCGCUUAGUUCAAACAGAAAAACGAUGUGAAAGUCUUCACGCACGAAUUUCCGAUACUAGUUCUAAAGUAUUGGUUGCCGGUGAUGUAAAUGCUGGAAAAAGUACAUUUGUAAAUGCACUUCUCAGGAAAGAAGUAAUGCCAGUCGAUCAACAACCAUGUACAACUUUAUUUUGUGAGGUGCUUGAUGUUCAAGAAAAUGGUGGUAUUGAAGAAAUACAUGCUAUCAAAGAUAUUACCUCGUAUAAAAGAACAGACGUCUCAACGUAUACUGUUAUCGAAUGGAAAGACUUAUACGACACUAUUGUUAAUAAUGAAGAAUCAGGAGAGUACACUCAAUUGAAAAUAUAUACAAAAGAUCGUCGAAAUGCUCAAGAGAGUUUAUUACAUAAUGGAGUAGUUGAUAUUGCAUUGAUCGAUUGUCCUGGAUUGAAUAGGGAUACACUCAAAACAACUGCAUUGUUUGCUAGACAAGAAGAAAUUGACGUUAUCAUUUUUGUUGUCAGUGCAGAAAAUCAUUUUACCUUAUCUGCUAAAGAAUUCUUGUCAAACGCUUCUAAAGAAAAGGCCUAUCUCUUUAUAGUUGUUAAUAGGUUUGACAAUAUUCGACAUAAAGAAAAAUGUAGACGAGCAAUUUUGGAACAAAUCAAAGAAGUUUCUCCACGUACUCAUGAAUAUGCAAAAGAUUUGGUUCAUUUCGUUACUUCAACAUCCAUAAAGAUCGAAAAAGAUGAUGAUAAUGUUGGUAAUAUGUCUCAUAAAUUCAAUACAGCCGAUCAGAAUGACAAUGAUACAAAAAGUAUAGAAGAAUUUUCUAAGCUUGAAGAAUCGUUACGUACAUUUGUGUUGAAAAAACGAUCAAAAUCAAAACUUGCACCUGCUCAACAUUAUCUCGAUAAUUUGGUAACUGACAUCGGUGUAUUAAUUGAGUUUAACAGAAACAUUGCCCAGCAAGAGAAUGAUAAGGCAAACAUGAAACUUAAGGAAGCGGAACGUGCUUAUAAUAAGUUGGUAUCUGAUCAAAAGUCAUCUGUCGCAACUGCUGAAAAAGCAGAAACCCGUGUAUGUGAAGAGAUACAAACUUUUACUAGAAAUUCUUUAGAAAAAGCUAUUGAAAAUGUUGGUAAAAAUGUUUCAUGUGAAUUUAAUGGCUUAUUAUAUAUUUGGGGUUAUGCAAAUGACCUCCGUGAUUCAAUGUUAGACGAUAUUCAAAAAGAAGUGGUAGCUUCUGAAGAGAAUGCUAAAAAUAAGACUGCUCAAUGCAUUAAAUUAAUCCAAGAUCUUGGAAAAGAUUUAGGAGAAGUUAAACAAGUUAACCUUGAUAGAAUGUAUACUAAGCCUGGAAUGUCUAUUUCGAUUGAUAUUGAAAUAUCUGACUUCAUUGAAUUUGAUUUAAAUGAAAAAUUUAGUGAAGGAUUGGGAUUUGCAGGUUUAGCUGGUGGAGCUGUUAUGUGUGCAGCAACCAGGUUGGAUGCCCUUUCAUGCUUGUGGAAAUUAACCGGUUUUGUAGGCUUUAAUAACAUGCGAAGAUUAGCUCUGCCAUUAGUUGGACUAGCUGGAUUUGGUAUUGUUACCUAUAUACUUUUUGAUGCUAAACAUGUAAUUUCUCGUAAAGUUGCACGUAAAAUUCGCGGUCAUUUGAAACGUUCAGACUAUGUGAACAUUGAAACCAAUCGAAUCGUGAGACAAGGCCGCAAAAAGAUAAGAAAGGUAUCAGAUAAUCUUCGAGACCAAUUUAGAAAAGCCGUGGAAGAAGAAGAGACAAAGCAAGUUGCACAACGUAUAUCAUACAAGAAAUCAGAAGAAGCUGUCAAAUUCUUUGAAAAGAUCUUUAGCCAGACUGAACAAGUGGCCGAGUGUUUGGAAGACUUUCUUGGUAACAAUGAAUGGGAAGAUUACGAGGAAAUUCCAGUUUCCAAUUAAAUAAUAUAUAUUGUUAAAAAUCCUAUAAUACAAUCAGUUUAAUAAUUUGAUAAAUACAUUUAUUACAUCAAUAAUUUUUAAAAAAUGUUUAUUUAAAACUUAUCUUGUAAAAAAAAAAAAAAAAAAAAAAUCUCGUGUAAGAACAUAUUCAUAAAAAAAAAAUAAAGUUACCACUUUAUACCAG
This is a messenger RNA of Rhizophagus irregularis DAOM 181602=DAOM 197198, 3152 nucleotides long. RefSeq lists its product as uncharacterized. The record is from RefSeq and is a predicted model, not a curated record. Lineage: Eukaryota; Fungi; Glomeromycota; Glomeromycetes; Glomerales; Glomeraceae. Gene Ontology annotation, molecular function: GTP binding; GTPase activity. Gene Ontology annotation, cellular component: mitochondrial outer membrane. Gene Ontology annotation, biological process: mitochondrion localization; mitochondrial fusion.